Molecule: messenger RNA, 1618 nt
Organism: Gadus macrocephalus (Pacific cod)
Lineage: Eukaryota; Metazoa; Chordata; Actinopteri; Gadiformes; Gadidae
Product: B-cell receptor CD22-like
Exons: 6
Source: RefSeq, a predicted model, not a curated record
UCAACAGACGCUCCAGAGACCCCCUUAGUGGGAGUGACUCCGCCUGGUGUAAUAAAGGAGGGCAGUUCAGUGAAUCUGACCUGCACCAGUGAGGCCAACCCAGUAGCAAAGUACACCUGGUCCAAGGUUACUACAGAUCAUUCCCCCGGACACAGUGUCCAAGGACAACAGCUUUCCAUUCAACCCAUCCAGUCUUCAGACUCUGGACAAUAUCUCUGCACAGCUGACAAUGACUUAGGGACAACAACUUCCUCCCCAUUCUCUAUUGAUGUAAAAUAUGGGCCUAAAAACACAUCUGUGAUACCAAGUCCCCCUGGUGAAAUAAUGGAGGGAGGUUCAGUGACUCUGAGCUGCAGCAGUGAUGCCAACCCAGCAGCUGUCUACACCUGGUUCAAGGACAACCAACCUCUGCCCUGGGAACCAAGGCGACCUUAUACCUUGGACCCAGUCAGCUCUAAAGACAGGGGAACGUACCGCUGCCAAGCAGAGAACCAAUAUGGAUAUCUGGGCUCCAACUCGGUUUUCAUAGAUGUCCUGUACGCUCCAAAGACCCCCUCAGUGAGCGUGAGACCCUCUGGUGGAAUAAAGGGGGGAGGUUCAGUGACUCUGAGCUGCAGCAGUGAUGCCAACCCAGCAGCUGACUACACCUGGUUCAGGGAACAUGGAGGCUCAGUGGAAGAAUUAGGAGAGAACUACACCAUCAGUAACAUCACAACUGAGCUUGGAGGAAAUUAUUACUGUGAAGCUCGUAAUGCAGUUGGACUUAAGAAUUCAACUUUGAUGUUCCUUAAUGUGACAGCCACGCCAUCAUCAAUGCCUACAACUGUGGCAGCAGGAACUGUCGCUGUUUUACUGGCCACCAUGCUCCUCGUCAUCUUCCUCUGGAUGAGAAGAAAGAGGGCUUCUAGGAAAGCACGUGGCCAGGGAGGAAGGCCAGAUACCGGGGAGGAGUCUCCUCCGUGUCCUGUGUAUGACAACGUCUCAGCUCUGACCAAUCGCUCGGCUUCUGCAGCACAGAGAGAACCAAUAGAAGAGCAGGAUGACCCUCACUAUGCCAGCAUCCACAUCUCUCGCUCUAAGAACCAGGAAGUGCCUUGUGGGUUUGCUGGUGUUCUGGUAGAGUCUGAUCAUACAGAGCAGGUCCUUUACUCUGCCAUCAACCUUAAAAGACCCAAGGCUGUCCCUGAAUAAGCACUCUUGAUAGUUCUCGAAAAUAAACUUUGAGGCUUGAGACUUCAUCCUCCAAAGGGACAGCUUGUGGAGGCAAAGGCAAAGCCAUUUAUAAACAUGUACAAUUUACUGAGUUUCUUAACUUCUCUUUUUCACUUCUUCUUUUCACUGAAAGUAAACUGAUGUAAGAUCGGUAUACCACCCUCAAAUAAACAUCCCAGAAAAUGCAUUAUUUUGAUAUAGAAUCAGCAUAACAUUUCUACCAACAAAUUUGUAUUUUAUUGUCAGAAUCUUCACAGUGAUUGUGUAUAUUGUUUAGUUUGUUAGUUACUAAGAAUAUUCCUCUCGCGAGAGAAAAACGCUUUAAAUCAUUUCUUUGUCUGUUGAUAUGGGUGAUGCUAUCACAAAAAAAAGAAAAUAAAUAAACUUAUCACAAAAAGUAAGGAAA